UUAAGUGAAGAAAGAUGGGAACAGUGGGAAGGAAUAUCGCGGGACCAUUGCUGUUUUUGAACUUGAUUAUGUAUCUUAUUGUUAUUGGCUUUGCUAGUUGGUGUCUCAAUAACUACAUCAACUUCUCUACUCAUCAUCCUGGAUUGGGAGGCAACGGGGCAACAUCAUUUUUCCUAAUCGUUUCAAUCUUGGCUGGAGUAAUUGGGGUUGUCUCCAAGUUAGCAGGAGCUAACCACAUUAGGGCAUGGAGGAAUGAUAGUCUUGCUGCUGCUGGAUCGUCGGCGCUCGUUGCGUGGGCCCUCACCGCACUUGCCAUGGGAUUGGCUUGCAAAGAAAUCAAUAUUGGAGGGUGGAGAGGAUGGAGGCUAAGAGUACUAGAAGCAUUUAUCAUUAUCCUUACAUUCUUCGAGUUGUUCUACGUCUUAGCCAUUCACGCCGGUCUAUUUAGUAGCCGGUAUGGCCCCGGUUAUCGAGAACAUGAUUACGGCAUGGGAGUUUCGGGCACCACAGUGGAUCCAAAGGGAACCACAACUAGGGUUUGAAAUAAUAACCUAUGUAAUAGCUAUCCCUUGUAGUAUCUAUCCAUAGAUGGGAGUAGAAAAAUAUGCACUUAUAACUUUAUGAUAAUUUUCAGACUCUUAGGGUUUUUUCAUAUCCCUUUUGAACAUAUGAAGGUUAUGAUGUUUCCUGUAUCUUGUGUCAUUUUGUAUUUCAUGCGUCUAUGCAUGUGUUUGUUGUGCGUAGGGAGUUUGAAAGUUGUAUCUUCGUACUUUCUAAGACGUUUUUAUGUAUGGAUGUUUUUAAUGUUUUAACUAAUUUUCGUA
Molecule: messenger RNA, 824 nt
Organism: Spinacia oleracea (spinach)
Lineage: Eukaryota; Viridiplantae; Streptophyta; Magnoliopsida; Caryophyllales; Amaranthaceae
Product: membrane protein PM19L
Exons: 3
Coding region: 15-542 (175 amino acids)
Source: RefSeq, a predicted model, not a curated record